This is a messenger RNA of Torulaspora globosa, 3513 nucleotides long. RefSeq names its product Net1p (gene NET1). Gene Ontology annotation, molecular function: phosphatase activator activity; rDNA binding. The coding region runs from base 1 to 3513 and encodes 1170 amino acids. Lineage: Eukaryota; Fungi; Ascomycota; Saccharomycetes; Saccharomycetales; Saccharomycetaceae. The record is from RefSeq and is a predicted model, not a curated record. The transcript has a single exon. Gene Ontology annotation, biological process: negative regulation of septation initiation signaling; rDNA heterochromatin formation. Gene Ontology annotation, cellular component: nucleolus.
AUGUUGAAACUGCAGAUUGUAUUGGAGCCGCCUAGUGUGCGGAAUGGUCCGAUUCCCUUUGGUUUCGCCUCUAGCACGGCUGAUUCAUCGCAAGUUAUGGCUGCGGGUUCGCUUUAUGGUUCCGGUGGACCAAGGAACGCUGAUACGUCGCUGCCAUUUCCUUCUAAUUUCAGUGCUGCGAAUACCACACUUUAUCCCAGUCAUUUUGCCCAGUUGAAAAGGAGAAAGUUUCUUCACUUUACAAGGUCGUCUAAUACACUGUUAGACCUAUCAACUGAAAUAGCCGAAAAAUGUGAAAAGAUGUACCCCUCUUUGACUGAAGAGAUUGAGAUCUUAAGUCUCCAAGAUAGCAGUGGUUGUGAUUUGGACCCUGAUUUUUACGUUAAGGAUGUCUUCAAUAUUGACAACACAGUGCGAGUGAUCUUGAAGAACGAGCUGGAUAUAGACGAAUCAGCUCCAGUUUCGUUGUAUAGAUCUCGGAAGAAAAAGAAGCUGAAUAAUGGACUUGGCCAAUCCCAAAUGCAAUCACAGGCGCCGGCUAACUCAGCACAAUCGUUACCACCUGCUUCAUCGUCGUCUACCAAUGGCGGGAUCUUGCAAAUUGCAAAGAAAAGGGCGUCUGGCACCAUUAAGAGACAUCCCAUCAACUCUAACAUGAGAAUAUCAACACCGUUGGCUCAUCAAAUCUACCCGCCGCCAAGCACUAAUCGUGUGGCAUCUAAUAAUUCGGACGAAGAGGAUGUAGCUGAGAGGUCUUUCUUACCUCCUCCAGCACAACCGCAAUCUCCGCCGAUCAGAAUCAGUUCUGGUAUAGAAAAAUCCAAAAGAAUAAGAUCAGCAAUGGAUGAGGAUACUGUCUCAAGAUCGGAAACUGUGGACCCUGAUAAAACGAAGCAGCAACGCUUGCUCUCGGGCACACCGGUACGGCCUGCAAUGACGCCCAAUAGAGUCACUCUAACGGGUCAACGAGUGGUUUCGGAACAUGUGAGCAACAGCGACAGUCGAAGCGGUUCAAUCUUUGCGACCAAUUCUACUCUCAACAACAAAGCAAAUGGAACUACUAGCACACGCAUCGUUUCCGGAAUGCUAAGCAUACCAGAGCCCAGAAUUGCUGAGAUCGAGAAGGAGUUGAGAGAAGGACCUUCAAGUCCUGCAACACUUUUGCCAGCAGUGCCUGAUCGUAUACCCAUGAAGGAACCAUAUCAGAAGAUUACCGACCAGGUAUCGGAUGAGAGUUCGUCAGAUGAACAAGGCUCAGAUGCACAUGGCAAGGUCUCCGCCCUACGUCAAACUUCGAUAGCAGACAAUGGCUCCCCUGUGAAGGACAGUUCACAUGGUGAGGACCAUUUACGCAAUGUACAUCUAGCAGACCUUCCAGUAUCCAGAAGUCCCUCUGUCCCAGCACAAAGAAAGACCUCAUUAGAAGCAAAAGUUGAAAACAAGUCUGCUGGUGCUUUGGCUCAAAGCACAGGCACGGAUGAGCCAUUGAGAAAACUAAACUUUUCUGAAGAAGAAGAGGAAGAAGAAGGGGAAGAAGAGGAACAAGAAGUGAAAAGAAGGGAAGAUAAAGAAGGCAGCAAGAUCAAUGCAGAACGGAAAACGGCACAGCGCAGCACCGAUGGAGAAGACGAAGAGGGCGAGAAUACCGUCCUUAUUACCAGAAACGAUACAGAGGAUAAGUCCACUUCUAAUUCAAGUAUUCAAAAGGCCGAAUUUUUGAAAUUAAUGGAGAACGAAUCGAAUGAGCUACCUUUGUGGUUACAGGACACAGUCUCUAAGACCACCUCGAAAUCUAAGCCAUACACCACAGUACUGCAUAAAGAUAUCGAUAAUUCCAAACCAGACCCCAGAAAUAUUAUGCCGAAGCAUACCCCACGGAGUGCAGCCAAAAAGGCAGCUCAGCUUCUUUCGGGCAAACAAAAUCGGAACUCUAACGAUGUCGAUACUCAGAGGGGCACCGCUAGUUCUUCUAGUAGCGAUAUAGAAACUGCCAGCUCGCUUGAUGACGAUUAUGAUGACAAGAUAUCUAUCAAAGAGAACAAUUCGAUAAAAACGCUUAAUCUGCAUCCUUUGAAAGAAAGAGUGAUAUCAGAACAAGAAUCAAAAUCGCCGGUUGCCGAAAAUCAACAGCCUUCGCAGAGUACCGAUUUGAGUACUAACGGUGGCAUCGACCGGGAGAACGGCAUAGUAUCUUCUCAGAAGCCUCCGGCCAGUGAUGUGAACACCGAGUUGGCAACCAAUCUCCCUCAUGCCAGCAGAGAGAAGCCGGAUGCGGAAAAGUCAUUUACUAAAACUUCAAACGAACCUGUUCCUGAGAAUAAGAGUUUGAACCUACGUGGUGAAAACAGGGAUGGCAAAGGAUCGACAAACAUGCCCGACUCCUCAACUCAGGAAUCGUCAGGAAAGUCGCACCUUUCCAACACAUCAAGCGGCAAGCCAGAGAAGUUGCUGCCCAGCGAGAGCCAAGCUAAAUUAACCAAAAAGCAAGAGGCAGAAAUUAAACGUCGCGAGCGUGAGGCUGCUAGGGCUGCCAAGUUGGAGGCUGCUCAGAAACUGAAAGCCGAAAAGGAGGCAAUGAAAAUAGCCAAACAGAAAGCCAAAGAGGAAGCCAAACUAGCCAGAGAGGCGGAAGCAGCGAAGAAGAAGCUUGAGCGAGAAAAUAAGAAGAAAAUGAAACUAGAUGAGGCAAGAAGGAAAAAGCACGAAACCGCAACUAAGAAGAACAAUCAGGCCAGUUCAAAGAUCAAUGAACACGAGAAUCCAACAAAGCCUCAGAGCACUCCCCUGCAAGAUGGAGCCGAUCGGUUGAAGGAGCUGAAAGCGAAAUUCACAAAGUCGAGAGCCUAUGUGCCAGCGGGGUUAGUUCCUCAAAAGAUUUCGCGGUCAAAUCAUGACUCUGAGUCUGAUUCUAUCGAAACUUCUUCAGAUGAUUCUAGCUCAUCAUCAGAUGAAGAAGACUCUGCGGCUUCCAAGAAAUCUCGGAGGCUCAUUGUCGAUACGCCCAAGGGAUCGCUAAGUUCUGUGUCUCCUCAAAAGCCAGUUAAACAUUUGCCUGGAGUUGAAGACGUACCACAGUCCACCCAGCAAACAAGCUCAUCGACCCAAGAAACACCUAAUAAGAUUCCUGUGACCAGACUAAUGGAUAUGUCUUCACCAAAUUCUACCACACAGGAAAGCUCUGGGCGAUCGAGUUUCUUGCAAGGUCUUCCUCAGAAAGUACGACCAUCUCUAAGUUCGUUGUCUGAUCUAGUAUCCAGGGGCGUUCCUGAUGUUAGAGAAAAGAGUGCAGCAACGUCUCAAGUAAAUUUCCAGAAAGCAGCUGAAAGUUCCAGUGACGAUUCAAAUGAUGAGGAUGAAGACUCCGUUUCAGAAACGUCAAACUCCGAUAGUGAUAAUUCGUCAACGGAUGGCAGUAGUUUCAUAAGCGCAAAAUCUGCAAGCACUGCCCUAGGGAAGAAAAAGAGAGGCUCAGGCGGGUUUGCCUCUCUGCUCAAGGAUUCAAGAAAAGCCUAG